Messenger RNA from Micromonas commoda, 1293 nucleotides. RefSeq lists its product with no specific name. Bases 1 to 1293 code for a protein of 430 amino acids. Gene Ontology annotation, molecular function: GTP binding. Lineage: Eukaryota; Viridiplantae; Chlorophyta; Mamiellophyceae; Mamiellales; Mamiellaceae. The record is from RefSeq and is a predicted model, not a curated record. The transcript is spliced from 3 exons.
AUGUCACUCCUGUUGGCGCUCCCAGCGAUGCGAUACGCGUGUGGCGGCGUGAUGUUUGCGCGCAAUCCUCUGACCACACAGCUGGUAUCUGCCGUGGGUGGACGCCGCACGAUGGUGGGGGCUCAGCGCUUUUCACCGCUACUGGGUGCACCACCCACCCACGGCGUGCUACAGGUGCGAGCGGCGUCGUCCAAGAAGAAAGAUAAGGCUGGAGGCAAAAAGAAGAAGAAUACAGGCGCGCCUAAAAAGUCCCGAUAUGGUCCGCGAGGCCCCGACGGUGCGCCUCAGACCUCGGGAACCACAGCGCCCGCCAAGCCAUUACGAGAAGACCUCGACAUGAGUGAGCUGCGCAUCGAUGCAUUGCUCAAUGAGCUGGUGGAUGGCGGCGAGGGCAUGAGCAAUCGCGCUAAGUUUCGCGCCCUUCCCGUGGACGAUAAAAUCAUGAGGACGAUCAAAGACAAUCAACUGUGCAUGGAUGCGUCCACGGCCGGACGUGAAGCGCGCAAACUACGUAAUAAGGAACUGGACACAAAAAUUACUCGGCGUUACGUCCUCUACGGCGAUAUUGCCGAUCGCGAGCGCAUCCUUCUUGGGCUGCGCGGCAACAAGAAGGCGACAAAGUUUGUUGCUGCCGCCACCACCGAGAAUGACCUUCCAGAGGCCGACGAUGAUAUACCAGAGGUGGCAUUCGCGGGACGUUCGAACGUGGGCAAGAGUAGCCUGAUCAACGCCGUGACGUGCAGUGGCGCCGCCAGGUCCUCAGACGUUCCUGGAAAGACGCAAUCACUGAACUUUUACGAUGUCUCCCGUCGCAUCAGGAUCAUUGACAUGCCUGGAUACGGCUUUGCUUUCGCAGCCCAGGAGAAGGUUGAGGCGUGGAAUCGACUCAUGGACAAAUAUCUCACGGGAAGGAAAAAUUUGAAGCGUGUUUACGUCGUAGUGGACGCCCGACAUGGGCUAAAGGCUCCUGACAGGGAGAUGCUGGCGUUUUUGUCGCGAUAUGGCAAUGUGGCGUACAGCGUGGUGCUCAACAAGACGGAUCUGGUGCGACCGGCUGAUCUCGCAAGGCGGUGCUUCCUCAUCCGCGAAGAGCUAAGAAUGGCGAAAAGGGCGCGAUCCACGGUGCACAUGUUGAGCACCAACACAGGGGCUGGAGUUCGACUGUUCGGAGCUGAGCUUUUCAGCCUCGCUAACGAAGCAAGCACAAGCACUGAGGAGGAUAAAAUUGAGGAAGAAUACGACGACAAAAAUUUGAUGACGGUGAAGAGGAGUCAGGACGCAGAAACAUGCUAG